AUGGCUUCCAACAGUGAUGCUGCCGGCUCACAGAAGCAUUCAGUACUCAAUUCAUCCUUCCCUGUAUUUCUUCCAGAGGAUGUGGCACUACACAUGUCAGAAGAUGAGUUCCAGCAUCUUCUGAAGCAGCAAAUACAUCCAAAUGGCUUGAAAGAGGGCAGCGAACAAAAAUCCACUGCCAAUGGCAGUCAAUCAGUCACCGUUGCUGAAAACGAGCCCAAAGCGCCAUUUGUCGCUGGCCUAGAAAAUCACGCCGCCCACGUGCGAACAGAUGAACAGCUUGCGGCCAACAACCAAACCUUGACAGAGAACGGCGACGUCACCAACAUCUCAUCGAAACAUGUGCUCGUGGACCUAUUCUAUGACCUUGGCCAGGCUACCGGGCCCGAAAGACUUAAGACCCUACUCAAAGAUGCCUGGAACGAAGACCCUCUCCUAACUUUGAAAAUCAUAUUCAAUGCACGCAGUAUUCAUCUGGGCAAAAGCAGUCGACUCACCGCGUACACGGCCUUGAGCUGGCUGGCCGAGAACCAUCCUUUGACGUUACUGGCGAACCUAAAGUGGCUAGUUCGACCCGUCAUAGCGAAGAAGGCCGAGCCAAAACCUGAGUCCAAGGACGACUCGAUCAAAAAGCUUGAAGACGAUUUUGAAAUGGUGGAGGUUGGUGAGUCUGAUCCUUCCAAAGCACACGACAUCAAGUAUGGAAUGUCGCAUGGGUACUGGAAAGAUCUCCUCAAUUUAGUGGUAUUUUCAGCAAAUGACCAACUCAAGUUCGAUGGCGACCCGUUCUCUCUGCUCACUCAGGUUAUCGAUAAUACAGAACACCCUAAGGAAACAAGAAACUGGGAUCCAAAGGUUGCGAAAGAAAACCGACACCGCCAAAGACAAGAGCACAACCAGCGGGUGCAAGACAAGCUGAAGAACGAUCCUUUCCAUCGUGCGCUACACAUUACUGUCGCGAGAAUGUUUGCAGAGCAACUCAAGUCCGACAAAGCCCUAUUGGAUUCUGGAAAGGCAUCAGACUUGAAAAAGAUAUCGCUCGCAGCCAAGUGGGCGCCCACCUUUGGUGAAUUCCACGACAAGCAGACCUUCAUCCAGUCUUCUAUUGCCGAAAUUCUCUUCCCAGAUCCUGCCUUGCACUGUCCCGAUGCCAGCAACCGCGAACUCUACCUCCGUCAUGCCCGCGAGCUCUAUCGAAAACAGUAUGCAUCACCUCUACGUAAGGCCCUGGGUAUCGUUGAGCGGGAGAUUGCAGCGAAAACUUUUGAGAAUAUCAAGUAUGAACAGGUACCAUCACUUGCCAUGGACCGCUACAGUCCACUUUUCAUGCAGAAAGACGAGGAGCGCUUUACCACCUACGUCAACAACGUCACCGCCGGUACUGCAACCGUGUCUGGCGCUACCCUGCUGCCAUCGACGCUAGUCAGCAAAGCACGAGGUACCGGUAGCAGGCAGGUGCCCCUGAGGAAAGGCAAGAAAGUCAAUUUCAAGGCUAUAAAACAGAGCAACCAAGACAAGAUACUUGGAGAUCUCGUCGAUGGCCAGUGGAAGACUCUCGUCCAGCGCGUACGCGAUGCAGGCACUCUGCAAUCUAGCAUCGCCGUAUGCGAUGUAAGUGGCAGCAUGGGCGUUAAAGUAUUCAAAGAUGGCUCCUGCCCCAUGGACUCUGCCAUUGGCCUCUCCCUCCUCAUCUCAGAGGUCACAGCACCGCCCUUUGGUAACGGCUUCAUCACCUUUGAAACUUACCCCGCAUACAUUUCUACGAGCGGCGCAGGCGAGGGACUCAGAGAGCAAGUCAGGUUUCUGGAGCAAAGCCCCUGGGGUGGUAGCACGGAUCUCGUUGCUGUCUUCACAAAAGUUAUUCUCCCCAUGGCUAUCAAGAACAAGCUCAAGCAAGAAGAUAUGGUCAAGCAGGUUUUCGUAUUCAGUGACAUGCAGUUCAAUGAGGCCUACGGAGCAGAGAGUCGAUGGACAUCCUCGUUCCAACGCGUUAAAGAGGCGUAUGCGGAGGCGGGUUACGAGGUUCCGCAUCUCAUCUUCUGGAACCUCGCUGGAAACAGUACGAGUAAGCCGGCGACCAUGGAUGAUGCGAAUACAUCGCUUGUUUCUGGUUACUCGCAAGGUAUGCUUAGGCUCUUCCUGGAGACUGGGGCGUUUGACGACGAUCACGAGAUUGAGGAGGUGGAGGUGGGAGUCGAGGGGGCGGAUGGCAUGAUGGAGAUUAAGAGAGUGAAAAAGAAUAUUGAUCCGUUGACCGUGAUCAAGAAAUCAGUGGCGCAUAAGGCGUAUAGUAUGCUCGAGGUUGUGGAUUGA
This is a messenger RNA of Bipolaris zeicola 26-R-13, 2313 nucleotides long. RefSeq lists its product as uncharacterized. The transcript is spliced from 2 exons. Bases 1 to 2313 code for a protein of 770 amino acids. The record is from RefSeq and is a predicted model, not a curated record. Lineage: Eukaryota; Fungi; Ascomycota; Dothideomycetes; Pleosporales; Pleosporaceae.